AUGGUUCAUGAUGUACAAUUGUCGCAAGACAGUGAUAGUAUUGCAAGCGAGGGUCCAUACCAGGAAAACAGCCAGGUACCGCAUUGCAUGGCGAGCAUGUCUACAGAGGACGUGAAUUCCAAGUCGUUUGGUGGGAAGGAGAAUAUUGGGUCGUUGUCAAGAACAACGACAAGAGAAAUCGCAGACACAGCCGAACACUCAGAGGCAUCUACUUUACAAGACUUUGGUGAGGAAAAAACAGAGGAACCGCCUUAUACUCUUCUCAGUUACGCACAAAAAUGGGGAAUGGUCGCUUUAUUGACCAUGUGUACCUUUUGGUCGUCAUUGGGUUCACCAAUUUAUUAUCCAGCUUUGAAGCAGUUAGAGAGAAAGUUCAAUGUGGACGAGGAUAUGGUUAAUGUAACAGUAGUGGUCUACUUGCUAUUCCAAGGUAUCGCACCCACAGUGAGCGGCGGUGUAGCAGACAUUUAUGGUCGGAGACCAGUGAUCAUUGGAGGUAUGAUCAUCUACGUUGGUGUUUCAGCAGCAUUGGCAUGUUGCAACUCUUUCGGUGUUAUAAUUUUCUUGAGAUGUGUACAAAGUGCGUGCAUCUCUCCUACUAUAGCUAUAUCAUCCGGUGUGGUUGGUGACUUUACGUUGAAACACGAAAGAGGCACAUUUGUUGGCGCGACGUCAGGGUUUGCUUUAUUGGGACAGGCGUUUGGUUCUUUAAUUGGUGCAGCAUUAGCCGCAGCUUGGGAUUGGAGAGCAAUCUUCUGGUUCUUAGUCAUUGGUUGCGGUACAAGUUUAGCCAUCGUCUUUUGUCUGUUACCUGAAACAAAGAGAACAAUUGUAGGCAAUUUAUCAAUUCAGCCAAAGAAUGUUGUCAAUCGAACCCCAAUAUUUUUGUUAAAGAGAGUCCAGAAAAGAUUUAGAUACGAUCGUCCCGAUAUUUCAACAUUAGAUAAAAAUGUGCCAAAACUGGAUCUAAUUUCUCCACUUAAGAUCAUUUCAAAACCUGAAAUCAUAUUGUCGCUGUUUCCAGCGGGGUUGCAGUUUGCUAUGUGGACUUUAAUGCUUGCAGCAAUCUCUUCUCAAUUGACUUCUUCUCCAUAUAAUUACAAAUUAACAAUUGUAGGUGUUUGUUAUCUACCGGGUGGUAUUGGAGGUUUAUUUGGAUCACUAAUCACCGGGAGAAUCAUUGAUAUAUGCUACAAAUAUUAUCUAAAAAAAUUUGAGGAGAGGAAAAAACAAGGUUUAAUUGCUGAAGAAGCCGAAUUUAAUAUUUUCAGAGCUCGUGUAAUGGCAGGUUUACCACAAAACUUUAUUGCAGUUGUUUCGUUCUUAUUAUUUGGUUGGAGUGUCGACAAAGGCUGGCAUAUUUCUGCCGUAUUAAUAACGUCAUGUGUGAGCUCGUUCUGUACAAUGUCUACUUUAUCAACGUCAUCCACAUUAUUAGUCGAUUUAUAUCCUAACAGGUCAUCUACAGCAACAAGUUGCUUUAAUUUCAUUAGAUGCAUUUUAAGCGCGAUUUUCAUGGGUUGUUUCGCUAAAAUGAAAACUUCAAUGACAGUAGGUGGCACUUUUAGUUUCCUAUGUGCAUUAGUGUUUGUUGGAAAUUUCUUAUUAUAUUUUCCAAUGCGUUCCGGAAUGAAGUGGAGACGUCAAAGAGCUUUAAAGUCUGAACUUAAAUUGAUGACAAAAUAA
This is a messenger RNA of Zygotorulaspora mrakii, 1686 nucleotides long. RefSeq names its product Aqr1p (gene AQR1). The record is from RefSeq and is a predicted model, not a curated record. Gene Ontology annotation, cellular component: membrane. Lineage: Eukaryota; Fungi; Ascomycota; Saccharomycetes; Saccharomycetales; Saccharomycetaceae. Gene Ontology annotation, molecular function: transmembrane transporter activity. Gene Ontology annotation, biological process: transmembrane transport. The coding region runs from base 1 to 1686 and encodes 561 amino acids. The transcript has a single exon.